This is a messenger RNA of Bursaphelenchus okinawaensis, 875 nucleotides long. The record is from the annotation of a GenBank genome assembly. Lineage: Eukaryota; Metazoa; Nematoda; Chromadorea; Rhabditida; Aphelenchoididae.
AUGGUCCGUCAAAAGCAAGUGGCGAGGAAGAGACCAACUGGUAGUCAAGGAUCUUCUGGGUUUACUACAAAGUUUGGACCUGUUAAGAAUAGGAUCGCAGCUAAACAAGCACCAACUCUUGUUUUAAAGACCAAGAAACGGAAAAGUAGUAAGUUUAUUCUUUGAAUUUUAGGUAACACAAUAAAAAUCUGGGGAAAGCUUAUAGAUUUUAAACUAAUUUAAAUCGUAAAUAUAGUUUGAAGUGUUGCGCAGCUUUUGAUAGUUAUUUUGAAGUGUUUGAAGUAUAAUAAGUCGAAGAAAAUUUAAUUUUAGUUGUUGUAGGUAUCGAAAAAUAGAAAAUUAAUGUUAUGAUCAAUUUUUUAAAACGAAAUGAAUAUUUUAGGGCACAACUUGGUACUACGGGAAAUCAGACGUCUACAGAACUCAACGAAUCUUUUGGUUCCAAGAGCUGCGUUUUUAAGAGUUGUUCGACGUGUAACAGCAACGAUCAAGUCCGAAAUGAAGUAUAAAGUCGAGGCUAUAUUCGCUCUACAAGUAAGUUACUUAUCCUUUUUUUUUGUUUUUAGAAGAGCAAGAUUUGGGUUUUAAGAGCAAUAUUUGGGUUAAAAUAGCAAGAUCUGCGUUAUAAGAGCAAUUUUUAUGUAAAGAAUGCUUAAAAUUUAAGGUUUUCAUUAACUUAUAUCUAAAAUAAGAUUGAUUUAUAUUUUAAGCGAAGUUAUACCUAAGUAUUGCAGGAAGCAACGGAAGCUUUCAUAGUUCAACUUCUGGAGGACGCAAAUCUCUUGGCCCACCAUUCUCGUCGAGUUACACUGAUGAAAAGGGACAUUAUGUUGGCCAAAAGGAUCCGUGGGCUCAGUAAAUUUGGGGAAUACUAG